AUGCGCACAGCAUGCCUCAGGGCUGCCAGUUCGGCCAGCAGACUCGCCCGCUCCACCUGCGUCGCCCAGCUCUCACGUCCCCAACUGGCAGGAAGCUCUCCGCGCGCAAUUGCCUCCAAAUCAGCGCAGCAUCUGCAGAAACGCGCAUUCCAGCAGAAUGCUACUCCGGCCAGCCAGGCUGCAGCAGCGGCUGUGGAGGCAGCAGACGAUGUCUUCGAUACGCCGCCCCAGCAACUCUCGUCUGCGAAACCGAUCGAAGCGCUCGAUACAUUUCCCCGACGACACAUUGGACCCUCUGCAGAGUCGACAGCGGCCAUGCUGAGGGCACUGGACCCACCCGCCGCCAGUCUGGAUGAGUUUGUCAAGCAGGUCAUUCCCGCCGAUAUCCUCUCCUCGCGCGAGAUCAAGAUUGGCAAACUGAGCCAACACCACAAGGGCAAGUGGCAGAGCGACGGCGUGCCUGAAUCUGUCUUUCUCAAGAAUGCGAAGAGGAUCAUGGACCAGAACAAGCCAGGCAAGAGUCUAAUCGGCCAGGGAUACUAUGGCACCAAAGUGCCAGAGGUCAUCAAGAGAAAUGUGUUCGAGAACCCUCAGUGGUACACCAGCUACACACCCUACCAGCCUGAGAUCAGUCAGGGAAGACUGGAGAGUCUGCUCAACUUCCAGACCAUGGUGUCGGACUUGACGGGCCUCAGCAUUGCGAAUGCGUCAGUGCUGGAUGAAUCGACUGCGGCGGCAGAAGCCAUGACAAUGAGCAUGGGAAUGAUGCCAUUGAGCAAGCAGAAGAGCAAGAACAAGACCUUCCUGGUCAGUGAGCGCUGUCACCCCCAGACGCUGGCUGUGCUGUACUCGCGCGCCGAGGGCUUCGGUAUCAAGAUUGAGGUGGCGGAUGUGUUGAAGGACAACAGUAAGAGGGUCGAGGAGCUGGGACAGGACCUCGUGGGUGUACUGGCACAGUACCCUGACACAGAAGGCGGGGUCAACGACUUCCGCGGUUUGGCAGACAAGGUUCACAAGACGGGUGCGUUGUUCAGCGUGGCGACAGAUCUUCUGGCGCUUACGCUGCUCACACCCCCUGGCGAGUUUGGCGCGGAUAUCGCGUUCGGAAACGCGCAGCGCUUUGGUGUGCCGUUUGGGUUUGGUGGACCGCAUGCUGCCUUUUUCGCGUGUGACGACAAGUACAAGCGCAAGAUUCCCGGACGCUUGAUCGGCCUGUCGAAGGAUAGGUUGGGCAACCCGGCGGCGAGGCUGGCGCUACAAACCAGGGAGCAGCACAUUCGUCGUGAAAAGGCGACGAGCAACAUCUGUACGGCACAGGCGCUGCUGGCAAAUAUGAGUGCCAUGUAUGCCGUCUAUCACGGACCGAAUGGACUUCAGCAGAUCGCGAAGCAGGUUCUUGCGAAGGCGAGACUUGUACAACAGGCGCUUGUUGCCAAUGGGUUCAGGACUGGACAGCGCGGGAAGUUGGACAAUGCACCAGUUCUGUUUGACACCUUUGUGGUUGAGACAGGGGACAAGACAGACUCCAUCAUGGCUGAUCUCGAACGUCGACAGAUUCUCGUCAGGCGAAUCGAUGACAAGCACAUUGGCAUCUCCGUCGACGAGACCACCACUUCUGCGACCAUCACCAAUCUGCUUCAGCCAUUCAGGGAGAUUGGCAACGGAGACAACACGUCCUUCACCGAAGACGUCAACAUUGAGCUCCCAGAGCCUUUUAAGCGCACGAGUGAAUUCCUCACACAUCCCGUCUUCAACUCGCACCACUCUGAAACCGAACUCCUUCGUUAUAUCAACCAUCUCGCAUCCAAAGACCUGUCUCUUGUUCACUCUAUGAUUCCUCUUGGGUCCUGCACCAUGAAGCUGAACGCCACUUCAGAAAUGGCCCCCGUCUCCUUUGAGACAGUAUCCAAUCUUCACCCCUUCCUGCCUCUCGAUCGUGCCAAGGGCUACACCGAGAUGAUCAAGCAGCUCGAAGACGAUCUGGCCGACAUCACUGGCUUCCACUCUAUCUCCCUCCAGCCCAACUCGGGCGCUCAAGGCGAGUUCACGGGUCUUCGUGUAAUCCGGAAGUACCUCGAACAGCAGCCGGGCAAGAAGCGCGACAUCUGCCUUAUUCCUGUAUCUGCACACGGCACCAACCCUGCUAGUGCUGCCAUGUGCGGCAUGCGCGUUGUGCCCAUCAAAUGCGACACUGCGACCGGUAACCUCGACAUGGCCGACUUGCAAGCAAAAUGUGAGAAGCACAGUGAGGAACUGGGAGCCUUCAUGGUCACAUACCCCUCUACAUUUGGCGUCUUUGAGCCAAACGUAAAAGCUGCCUGUGACUUGAUCCACAAACACGGCGGACAAGUGUACAUGGACGGCGCAAACAUGAAUGCGCAGAUUGGGCUCUGCUCCCCCGGCGAGAUUGGUGCCGAUGUAUGCCAUCUCAACCUCCACAAGACAUUCUGCAUCCCCCACGGAGGAGGCGGGCCAGGCGUCGGUCCCAUCGGCGUCAAGGAACACCUAUCUCCCUUCCUGCCAGGACACUUGCGGGGUGAAACAGGCGGAGCGCAAGCCAUUCACCCCGUCUCUGGCGCCGCAUGGGGCUCCGCCUCCAUUCUCCCCAUCUCAUGGGCCUAUAUCAAAAUGAUGGGAAGCGUCGGCCUCACCCAAGCCACUAAAAUCACCCUCCUCAACGCAAACUACAUCCUCAGCCGCUUGAAACCGCACUACCCCAUCCUCUACACCAAUGCUGAAGGUCGCUGCGCCCACGAAUUCAUUCUAGACAUCCGCCCCUUCAAGGAAUCCUGCGGCAUCGAAGUCAUCGACGUGGCUAAGCGUCUGCAAGACUACGGCUUCCACUCGCCCACCAUGUCCUGGCCUGUCGCCAACACACUGAUGAUUGAGCCGACCGAGUCCGAGUCAAAGGCCGAGUUGGAUCGUUUCUGCGACGCCCUGAUUGCGAUUCGACAGGAGAUUCGCGAGGUCGAGGAGGGCAAGCAGCCGCGCGAGGGUAAUGUGCUCAAGAUGAGUCCGCAUACACAGCAGGAUCUCAUUCUGGGUGAGUGGCAGAGGAGUUAUUCGAGGGAGAAGGCGGCCUAUCCGUUGCCCUGGUUGAAGAGUAAGAAGUUUUGGCCCAGUGUCGCACGCUUGGACGAUGCAUACGGCGACACAAACCUCUUCUGCACCUGUGCCCCCGUCGACGGAGACGCAGGCGACAUCACGGGUGCCGCCGCACCUACACCUACCUGA
This is a messenger RNA of Plenodomus lingam JN3, 3234 nucleotides long. RefSeq lists its product as uncharacterized. NCBI's taxonomy places the organism in Eukaryota, Fungi, Ascomycota, Dothideomycetes, Pleosporales, Leptosphaeriaceae. Gene Ontology annotation, cellular component: glycine cleavage complex; mitochondrion. Gene Ontology annotation, biological process: glycine decarboxylation via glycine cleavage system. Gene Ontology annotation, molecular function: glycine binding; glycine dehydrogenase (decarboxylating) activity; pyridoxal phosphate binding. The record is from RefSeq and is a predicted model, not a curated record.